This is a messenger RNA of Quercus robur (English oak), 3340 nucleotides long. Its product is annotated as protein SET DOMAIN GROUP 41. The transcript has 6 exons. The record is from RefSeq and is a predicted model, not a curated record. The coding region runs from base 1441 to 3312 and encodes 623 amino acids. Gene Ontology annotation, molecular function: protein binding. Lineage: Eukaryota; Viridiplantae; Streptophyta; Magnoliopsida; Fagales; Fagaceae.
CAUUAAUCAAAAGAUGAAUCUCCGUUCAAUAAAAGACAAAACGGUAAAAAUAAAAUCUCUUCCUCCUUCAAAUUUUCAGCUUGACUCCCGUUCUGUUUCGCUUCUUUUCUGCAACACCAUAUACUCGAAGGUGGACACGGCUCUAAUGCUAUAAGCUGCAUCAAUAAGUUUGAGUCUAGAAGCACAGAGGCAAAUAAGACCGUUGGUUAUUGUUCAAGAAGAGUUACUGAAUUAAAUUGAAAGGUCAGGAUAGCAUAAUUUUCCCUCUGUUGCUUUUAUUUUUAAAUGAUGGUCUUUCUCAUUUGUUAAUGCUUGAUAAUUUUUUUUUUUUUAAAAAUUAGACCAAAAAUAGUAUAUGCAGAUUUUCACAUAUGUACUCUCUGUAACAAAAAAAAAAACUAUUAAAAUUACUUUUGAUCGUUUACAAUGUUAUCAUAGAAAAAAAAUAGUGCAAGAGUAGCACGUCAAAGAAGACGGAUGAUAAUGUUUGAGAAGUGAACCAAAAGAAAAGGGCAUGGAAGAUGAAAUAAUUUCCAAAGUAUGUGCAUUAGAAAUGGUCCUACACAAGCUAGGAAAAAUAGGAGAAUGGUCGUGGGAACAAUUGGAUCCAUCUUCUACUACAGUUUCAUUUAUAUGUUUGAUUUAGCUGCUCCAUAGGAAUGGCCAAUAUGCAUAUAUUAUGCCAUUUCUUGAGGCGCCAGUUAAUUAAAGUGUCAAUCAUUGUAGGAAACAAAAAAGUCCAUUGACAUUUAGAAAAUACAAAUGACACAAACCUCUGAAAGUUUUUUAUGAAAUAUUUAUUGUGUUAAGUUGAUUUAUACAACUAUAUUUGAAUUGUUAUGAUAUAAUGUUUAUACAAUUAAAGUCUAAAGUUGGUUGAUUUCAACAGUCAAUUAAAUUGUAUUAUGCUAAAAUGUUAUUUUGGUAUUAUCUUAAUAUAGAUUUCAAGUUAGAUUUUGAAGUCUCUAUGAAAGACUCCCUGAAUUUAGGUUUUUUCCUUGCAAGUAAUUAUUUGAAUUUUUUUUGGUAUUAUCUUAAUAUAAAAUGUUUAAAUUUUCACUUUUUUUUAGAAACAUUAAAUUUUUACUUACCAUGUGUCUUUUGUAAUAAAUAAAAUUAUCCUGCACAUUAUGCUGGUUAUAAGCUAGUAUAAUUAAUUCGAGUUCUCAUGUUUACAAGCUUGUUCACAAACACAUUACUAUGUUUGAACUUGGCUUGUUUACUAAAUAAAUGAACAUGAACAAGCUUUUUCUUGAGCCAAGUUCAAGUUGUUCAUGAAUAGCUUGGUUCAUUUACAGCUCUAAAAUGAUCCCUUCCCCUGCUAUAUAGAGAGAAAGUUUUGCACAUUAGGUAAAUGGGUGUGGUUGAGUGUUGAAUGAUCAAAUGGAUGAAACAUGGUAAUGAGAUCGAGAUACUCAAAUUUUAUCAUUUUAUGGGGGGAUGGAGAUGGAGAUGAGGGCGAGGGAGGACAUAGAAAUAGGGGAAGACAUAACACCUCCAAUACCCCCAUUCUCAUACGCUCUCCACCACUCAUUCCUCCACUCCCACUGCUACUCCUGCUUCUCCCCUCUCCCUCUCCCUCUAAAUUCCAAUUACAAUAAUACUAAAAACCACCACCAUUACUACUACUGCUCCCCUGCCUGUACUACUACUAGGGUUGUCUCCACCGAAGAACUCCACAUCCUUCAAUCCCACCCCCACCACCCCUUCUCCUCUGACCUUCGUGCUGCCCUCCGCUUCCUCCAAUCCCAUCCUGAUGAUCGCAUCGCCGGUUUGCUCACCAACUGCCGCAAACUACUCCUACUCCAAGAGGACGAUGAGUUUGUGGCCACAAUUCGUGAGGGCGCCAAAGCCAUAGCCACAGCCACAGCCGCAGACACGGCUUCAGCCUCAGCUGCACUAUGCCUUGUGCUAACCAAUGGCGUGGAGGUGCAGGAUUAUGAUGGGCGCAAUCUGGGUAUAGCAGUAUACCCGCAAAACUUCUCGUGGAUCAAUCACAGCUGCUCUCCCAACGCUUCUUACCGCUUUUUCCUCUCUCCACCGCCACCCUGUUGCCCCAACUCCACCAAGCUUCAGAUUCUUCCCCAACAUACUGUCCUAACAAAAGAUGAUGAGGUGUGCCAGGAUAAUGGUCCCAAAAUUGUUGUUAGGAGUAUUAAGAGGAUUAAGCAAGGGGAGCAAGUCACUGUUACCUACACUAACUUGUUGCAGCCUAAGCAAAUGAGGCAAUCAGAGUUAUGGUCAAGGUAUCGAUUUAUCUGCCGUUGUGAGCGAUGUAGUGCUUCACCCCCAACCAAUGUGGAUCAUACUCUGCAGGAAAUUUCUUCAGCAAAUCUUGAUGCUUCCAGUUUGAGUUCUGAUCAAAAUGUCUAUCGUGACUAUGCAAUAAGAAGGCUGACUGAUUACAUUGACGAUGCUAUAACUCAGUAUCUUUCAUUUGGUGAUCCCGAAUUGUGUUGUGAGAAGCUUGAAAUCUUGUUGACACAAGGUCUCCUUUAUGAACAGCUAGAAGGCAGGGACGUAAAAUCACAACCAACCAUCAAGUUGCAUCCCCUGCACUACCUCUGUCUAAAUGCCUAUACUACACUGGCUUCAGCAUAUAAAGUCCGUGCAAGUGACUUGUUGGGUCUAUAUUCUGAAUUGGAUGAGCAUCUUUUGGAAGCUCUGGACUUGAGCAGGACCAGUGCAGCAUACUCAUUAUUGCUUGCAGGUGCUACUCACCAUCUGUUUCGCUUUGAAUCUUCUCUAAUUGCAACAGUUGCAAAUUUCUGGAUAAGUGCUGGGGACUCCUUAGUAACUCUUUCUAGAAGUCCUGUAGGGAGUGAGUUUGCAAAAUGGGAUCUGCCUAUUGCGAACCUGCCUCUCCUGAAAUGCGUAUGCUCUAAGUGCUCACUAAUGGAUAAUUUUAAAGCCAUUCUAUUUCAUAGGGAAGCUCAAAAUGCGGAUUUUGAGGAUAUAUCUAGUGAGUUCCUUGAUUGUGUCACUAUCAUUACACAAAAGGUUUGGAGUUUUCUUAUUCAUGGUUGCUGUUAUUUGAGAGCAUUUAAAGAUCCCAUUGACUUUAGCUGGCUUGGAACUUCAAAAUAUUCCAGCUUAAGGGAUGUUCAGCCUCAUCUUUGCAGCACUGCUGAAGGACAUGGUUACACCCUCCAAGAAAGGAUGCAUAUCUUCCAGCUUGGUGUCCAUUGCUUAUUGUAUGGAGGGUAUUUAGCAAGCAUAUGUUACGGUCGACAUUCCCAUUUGACUAGGCAGGUUCAAAAUAUUCUAGACUGUGAAGAGUGUUUGAUAAAUGAUUCACAUGAAUCAGAUUGAGUCAUGAAUUAAAAGGAGUUUUAUACUU